AUGCUUGCUAUUCAGUCCAUGGAAGGCCCUCCUCGGCCUCUUCCUGGUCCUCCUCCUCCUCUUGUAGGCCCAGAGUCAACUGAAGUUCGCCAGCCAAAGCCCAAGACUCUUCCCUGCAAGUACUGUAGUAAACGAUUCAGACGUGUCGAGCAUGUGCAGCGUCAUGAGCGAACACAUACAAAAGAGAAGCCAUUUUCAUGUGGAUGGGAUCGCUGCGGAAAGACGUUCGGACGAAGGGAUCUUCUUGUUAGACACGAGAAGCUCGUGCAUCUCAACGAAGGUAGCAAAGACAACAGUCGACCCAGGAAGCUGUCGUCUAACACAUCUUCAACCUCACAUAAGAGCUCUAUCUCUGAAGGCCAAACAAAUACUGAGGCUAUCGGACACCAACAUACCAAUGUUUCACGGCCCCCGCCACCUCAGCAACCUCUGCCACAGCCUCAAGCUUAUCACCAUGGGCCACCUCCAGGCCCUCAACAAAACCCUCACGAUCACCGAGCACAGCCUCGAUCAGCAGCUUGUAAUCUUGAUCUAUUAUCCGACGCAGCCCUUGCGAGCUCAGUGACACCUGUUCAGAGAAAUGCUGCGCCAGCGCCUCUCCCACCACAUUCUCCAGAAUCCCGAAGAAAGAGUAGCUAUGGAGAAUCUAUCGUCGCCUACACGACAGAACGCCCACGAGAUGACCAACCUUUGGGAUCUGGCUAUGUACCUCAGCAACCACCUGGUUCUUACGACGAUUACAACCCAUUUCUUGACGAGUUUGCUUCUUCUUCUCACUUUCUACCCCCGAGCUUCGAAACCGAACAGCAAAUGAUGUACUCUCGAAGCCAAGGCGGGACCGCUCAACGACGCUUAUCGAAAUCUUCAUUUCUUCCGGGCCGUUUCCCGCCCAUGCAGACUGAAGCCCGAGAUCCUGCAGAUCCUGCCUCACGAGGCAUUGAUGAAGCAGCGCGGCAGUCCGCCCUUCGUAUCUCUGUGGCCGAUCAUACCGUGAUCAAGAACAGACUGGACGAAUUUUCUGCCGUUCUACCCAACGAUUUUGUGUUUCCUUCACGACAUACUUUGACACGAUUCUUGGAAGGCUAUAUCAGCGGGCUUCACGAGCAUCUGCCUUUCCUUCAUCUCCCGACUUUCUCACCUGCCGAAGCCGCGCCCGAGUUACUCCUUGCUAUUCUCGCUGUAGGAGCACAAUAUCGCUUUGAGAAGAAUAGAGGUUAUGCUCUAUGGUAUGCUGCUAAGGCUGUAGCCAUGGAACAGAUCCGUCGAAGGCGUAUUUCGGAGGUACAUGCACUAUUGCCGACUGCGGCUGCUUACAGUCCUCACUCGACACGCCCUUCACCAAGUGCCACAUAUCGUCACUCGUUUGCAUCCGCGCAGUCUGAGCGGCCAGCAACACAGGAUACUCACCGUGAGCCUUACUCUCCUAAUACGCCUCAAGCUCGGAUUGAGACUAUCCAAGCCGUUUUGCUUCUAUUCGCUAUCGGCCUCUGGGGCGUGCCAACUAUUCUCCAUGAAGCAUUAUCCUUGCAGAGCAAUCUCGCGAUCUUGAUUCGGGAAGAAGGCUUGGUUGCCGAGGUUAACCAAAGUGUGGUCAACGACUGGGAAACAUGGAUUCGACUCGAGACUGCGACACGGACCAAGCUUGUCGCCUACUGUUUUUUCAACCUCUGCAGCAUUGCGUACAACAUGCCACCAUUGCUUUUGACGUCUGAGUUGAAUCUGCUCUUGCCUCAAAGAGGCAAGCUCUGGAGGGCUGAGACAGCCUGGCAAUGGCAAGAAAUGCGACAGUCAACACCGAUAAUCGAGCUCACCUUACACGAUGCCUUUUCACGACUAUUCGGUCGGACAAACCAAGGCCUUCCGCAGCACCUGUCGUCCCUGGGAAGUUACGUUCUCAUCCACGCGCUUAUUCAACACAUUUACUUGCUGAAGCAAACGUCUUUUGCGACUGGUCUUCCAUACAAUAUUCACCGAACCAUGAAGCCUGAGGAUGUUGAGGAGGUUUCACAAGCAUUGCGUGUAUGGCAAACCAGCUUCGAGGAUCAGCAUCAGCUGAGGGCUGCGGAAUCUGGUCACUACAGCAUAUCGGAUUCAAUUGAGGGCGGAACUCUGGAUUACACGGCAACUGCCUUGUUGCGACAAGCGUACAUCCGACUCUACACAGAUGUGACCCCUUCGACCGCGCUCGAGACUCGGGAUCCGCUUUUGGUGGCGUCCGCCUUGAGUAGGACUCCCUUACUAGUACGAAGUCUAAGACUGCACAGAGCAGUGUUUCAAGCAAUCCAUGCCCUGUCUAUGCUAGUUAAGGCUGGUGUCAAUUAUGUAGCCAGGACCAAGUCCGCCGACUGGAGCAUUCAGCACUCAUUGUGCAAUUUUGAGUGUGCUAUACUGGUAUCCAAGUGGCUUUUGACAAUUGGAUCAAUUGGACCGCAUGAAGCGCCAGCUUCCCCCGAGGAAAAGAACCUGUUGGAUAUGGUGCGCCGGAUGCUUGAUGAAACUGAAUUUGCGGUUCCGCCAAUCGACCCAUCGCUUUCAGGACAGAACGAAGCGCCUUCAAGCGACAGCGCCAAGCUACGACAACUCGCAGUCGCGGUUGUGCGACUCUGGGCGGAGACUUUCAAGGGAACACAUAUCUUCGAGAUUGUCAAGGUCAUGGGCCAGAGUCUCGACGCAUAUGCGGAUUUGAUCGAGAAGCCAAGAGACAGAAGUCCUCAAGUACGACUAUUGGAGCCAAGCGUCAACUAA
This is a messenger RNA of Fusarium poae, 2745 nucleotides long. RefSeq lists its product as uncharacterized. The transcript is spliced from 5 exons. Gene Ontology annotation, molecular function: DNA-binding transcription factor activity, RNA polymerase II-specific; zinc ion binding; RNA polymerase II cis-regulatory region sequence-specific DNA binding. NCBI's taxonomy places the organism in Eukaryota, Fungi, Ascomycota, Sordariomycetes, Hypocreales, Nectriaceae. The record is from RefSeq and is a predicted model, not a curated record. Gene Ontology annotation, cellular component: chromatin. Bases 1 to 2745 code for a protein of 914 amino acids. Gene Ontology annotation, biological process: DNA-templated transcription; regulation of transcription by RNA polymerase II.